AGUGUUCAUUUGCAUUGAACUGCUAGGAAAGUGAGUACGUAGCUGAGGGAGCCUUCUCCGAUGCUGUUUUUUGCGGGGGUUUUAUUGAGAUAGUAUGUGGUUUCUAUAGUUUAAAUUAAAUUAUGGAUUCGGAGAGAGAAAUUACACAGGAGUUAACUGACAGCAUACGGGAGGUGAUUGGGAGGAAAGUGAAAAUCUCUAUGCUGUCGCCUGUUCGAUGGGAGAGCAAGCCGGAUAAAUAUGAGCAGCGCAUCCUGGCUUUUACGGCAUGUCGGUUGUUUAUCCUGACGGCUAAAGUUCCCAGCAAGAUCGAUUGGACGUUCAACUACUUGGAUCUGGACAUUAUUGAAAGCAAAAAGUCAAACCAGUUUUUUCUUACCGUGGAUGGAAAGAUUCACAAAUUUUAUACGAACACCACCACCAACGAACGGGUGGACAUGAUGAUAAUGCAUUUAGUCACUGCAGUGAAAAGCAUCUUUCCGGCUGCCCCCAUCGAACGGAUAGUGCGAAAAAUAGAUCUCCUGCCAUAUGAACGCCUACAGAAUCUUCAAAAUAUCCUUGAGUCGCUUGAAAUACGGGAUUGCGGGCCAUGCGGAGGUUAUUCUAGGAUGUACGCCUGCAUGUGUGAUUAUCACUGUUUACCUUAUCGGGAAGAAGUCGCAUGGGAUGUGGAUACUAUUUAUCACGCGCACAAUACUCGGGAGUUUUGCCUUCAAGAUUUUGAUCAUCUGGAACCCCGUGAUCUGAUUCCCAUCAUUUCUGCACUGGAGCAUAAUACAUGGUUCACCCGUCUUAAAGCCAGUAACAUCAAACUGUUACCCGAGGCGGCCGAGCAGAUAAUCAGGGUAAUGAAGAAAUCGACCAGUCUGGAGGAGCUUUAUAUGGACAACAUUGGUAUGAAGGGGGAAUUUGUUCACAAGCUCUCCAUGGCCCUUAUUGCCAACAGUUGCACGGCGGUGCACAGUCUCAAUUUGGCUAAUAAUUUGAUCGAGGACAAGGGUUUGUCCAGUUUAUGUGGAUUUGUGGCCAAAGCUUCUCCUAUAGCAGGCGCUAACCAUCUUAGUGCUCCAAUAUGCAAAGCCACCAAGGGCCUAAUUGCACUUAAUUUGGCGCGAACGGUGCUCAGCAGUAAAGGAGUCAAUGCGGUGGCACACGCCUUAACCCUCAACAAAUUUAUGGCCACCACAUUGAAAACACUUAGUUUUGCUGAGAAUUCUUUGCGCGAUGACAUUUCGCACUUGCUGCGGUUUCUGGGACAGCCGAACACUUUGACCCACUUGGAUCUGUCUGGCACUGAAUGUAAUCUCGAUAAUUUGUUUUUGGCCUUGUCCACGGGAUGUCAUACUCAUCUAUCUCACCUUAACGUCUCACGGAACGUUUUUGCGGCGAAAAAGAAAGAUGUUUCCUCUGCCUCCUCUCAACCGGUUAAACAGUUUUUUACUUCUGCCAAAUCUUUAAAGUCUGUGGAUCUCUCGUCCACACGACUGUCCAGUGAUAUUUUAAAGUCAUUACUUCUUGGCUUUGCCAGUAAUGCACAUUUAUCCGACGUCAAGCUCAAUUUGAGUGGCAACGAUUUCAAAUCCUCCCAUGCGACGCAGAUCAUGGAAACCUGCUUGCCGGACAUACCAUGCAUUUCGUCCUUAGAUCUGAGUGAAUGCAACUUGGAUCAUGAAUUCUCAGUGGCGGUCUUGGCUAUUGCCCGAAAUUCUCAUCUACGGGAGUUGAAUCUCGCAAGGAAUUUUCAGAAUGUUAAACCAAAGAAUUUGCCUCAGCUCUUGAACGCAUUGGUUCACUUAAUCCACGAUGAGGAUUCGAAACUGCAGAGUCUUUCGCUGUCUGAGUGCAGGCUGAAAAGCGGUGCCGGUCUGGUAUUGAGCGCUUUGGGUAGUAAUCAAUAUCUGAAGACUAUUGAUAUAUGCGGUAAUCAAAUCGGUGAUGCGGGUGCUCGGAUUUUCGCCAAAGCACUUCAGGUCAAUGCUAAACUGGAGACAAUCAUUCUGGACAACAACAGCAUCACCCAUACGGGUUAUCAGGAUUUGGCCUGGGCUCUGGAGAAGAAUCAUUCCAUAAGGCACAUUCCUUAUCCUGUUUUCGAUGCAGCUGCUUCCAUGAAAGUCGUACCCGAAAAAUUUGCCACCGUUCUGAAUGAGAUCGAAAAAUUGUUAUGGAGAAAUCAAGAGCCGCAGACGAAAUGCAAUGAACGCUUGAUACGUUUGAAGCAGGGAGUGGUUUUCUCCAAUUCACAGCAGAUGGUGGAUCAGCUUAUCUGUCAAGUGCAAGAUGGUAUCGAUACAUUGAAGCGAUGCCCACAAGUGGAAGAGUUGGACACGACAGCCCUGGAACUGGAAGGGAACGAAUUAGUCACGGAUGCCGAUCGUUUUAAACAGUUUCUACACCAGCUCCAUGAGUCUACAAAUGACAGCAGUGAAUACACUGGAGGAGUCGGCAAUUUGUUGGAGUAUUUUGUUUCCCAGUUGAAUCAGACUGUCGAUAUGCAACUGCGGGAUACCAUUGAGAAAAUGUGUAUUAAGGCCGAAGAGCUUUAUCCUCAGAUAUUUCGCCGGAAAAAAAGUUUUAAAGGCGAUUUACUAGCCUCAGCGAGGAUCCCACAGGAUUUCUUAACGCAGUGCAUAAUGCGUCAACUGGCUGGUGAUGUGGAAGCGAAAAUGAGCGAAGUGGUGCUGUGCGCCAGCAGCCGUUUGUCUGACCGCGUACUGGAAGAUAUCAUCAGUAGCAUGUCCAGCUGCCACAAUCAUCUGAGUAACGCCAUCAGAUUACACGCCGAGUGGUACAACAGCCAUAAAGCAUCUCCACAUCGUGAUCAGAAGCAGAAGAGUUCUGCUGUUAAUGGCACAUCUGAAACCAUAGAGAUCGUUACCGUUAAGACAUCGAAACCGCGAUCGUUCUUUACGAGGAAAAUUAAUCUCCGUCCACAAAGUAUAGCCGGCAAUGAUGUGGACCUGAUUGCCAUCGAGGAAGCUUUGAAAUUGGAGAGUGUUCGUGAGGUGCCACCUUCUCCCACUGAAAUUCCUCAAGAGGAACCCCGUCAUCUGCACAAAUUGGAGCAUUUGAACAAAUCGCGUCCAAAACCUAAACGCAACCGUCCUAUUUCGAAACCUCCCAUGUCAAAAUCAUCCGGCGACAUUCCGCCUAUAGACGAUGGUCUUGGGAAUUUUUUUGCUCUUCCCGAGCUCAACUCAGGCCAUCCAAAUCGUCUUUCAUGGAAUAAGGCGGAUGCGGUUCAGUCAUUACCCGUCUUCAUGGCCAGUCCAUCUGUAGCUCGGAAAGAAUUAGUCCGGCCUGCAGAUGAAGUGGUUAAGCGCACAUUCGAACCAGUUGUGGAGGAAGUAGAGCGCAAUGACACAAAAAGCAGUGAAACCGGUGCAGGUGGUAAGGCACCAUUUGGGCUUUCAGAACGGGGAUUCACUGCUGAUAUUAUGGCAGAGAUGCGAGCUAAGCAGGAGGCUAGAGCAUCGGGGAUAUUUAAUCUGAACGUGAAUAAUGGGGGAAACGUUGAACCUGUAUCGAAUGGACGGAGUAAAAGUCCUCCACCUCCUACCACGCCGAAACCACGAUCUCGUAUUGGAGGCUUGGGAAAAAGUCUCGGGGCUAAAAGUUCAGAAGAACACGAGAAUGGCUCCAGUACCUCACCACCAUCACCCACUACGCCUCUCUCCAACACACCGGACAGUUUGGGACAUUUGGAUACGGCUAGCAUUGGGUCGGAUUCUGGUGUUAUGAACGACUCCGGAUCCCAUAAAUCUGUUCGGGCGUUGGUUUCCAGUUUGGAGCAUGCAACCGGUGACGAUGUGGAAGCUAUGCGGAAGGGAGCAUCGUUACCGCGCACAGUAAUUGCAGCGAGUGUUACGCGCUCCAAAUCCAUGCGCUCCGCAGAGACUCCUGAACAAAACAAUGUUCCGGCUCCUUCAAACUCUGGUGGCUCUCCACCCACGCCUAGUCGUCCGAUGCGGACUCUUAAACUGAAAGAUCGCGUCAAAAGUCUUUUUAAUGAUAGCUCAAAGGAUGUCAAAGCUCCUACGGCAGCCGAUGGAAAGACCAAAGUUAUUGAAUUUUGAGUUUGAAUGCUGGUUUUGCAGUUUUUAUGAGUUUUUAUAAUGUUUUAUACAAAAAUGCCAAAAUUUAAAAGUUUUAUGUUUUUAUUGGUUUCUGUGUCAUGUUAGAAGUUUCUUGACAGUUAAGUCUGCUUUUAAGCACUCAUGUCAUACGCCUUGGCUGACGUGCAAGAAAUUUCAUUCCGAAAUUCUACAGCUUUGUAGCGAGGCUUAAUCAAGCAAACUUUGGAAAAACAAAAACAGUUAAAUGUGGC
This is a messenger RNA of Paramacrobiotus metropolitanus, 4327 nucleotides long. RefSeq names its product F-actin-uncapping protein LRRC16A-like. The record is from RefSeq and is a predicted model, not a curated record. Gene Ontology annotation, biological process: regulation of Arp2/3 complex-mediated actin nucleation; cell migration. Bases 123 to 4076 code for a protein of 1317 amino acids. Gene Ontology annotation, cellular component: plasma membrane; lamellipodium. NCBI's taxonomy places the organism in Eukaryota, Metazoa, Tardigrada, Eutardigrada, Parachela, Macrobiotidae. Gene Ontology annotation, molecular function: protein binding. The transcript has 27 exons.